Populus trichocarpa (black cottonwood) is the source of this 1972-nucleotide messenger RNA. RefSeq names its product signal peptide peptidase-like 3. Gene Ontology annotation, molecular function: aspartic endopeptidase activity, intramembrane cleaving. The coding region runs from base 150 to 1760 and encodes 536 amino acids. Gene Ontology annotation, cellular component: lysosomal membrane; cytoplasmic side of endoplasmic reticulum membrane; Golgi-associated vesicle membrane. The transcript is spliced from 14 exons. Lineage: Eukaryota; Viridiplantae; Streptophyta; Magnoliopsida; Malpighiales; Salicaceae. The record is from RefSeq and is a predicted model, not a curated record. Gene Ontology annotation, biological process: membrane protein proteolysis.
UAACAAUACGUUAAUUUUCCUUACCGACUACGCGCCCUCCCCUUUCCUUUUCCUUCUUCUUCAACACAAGCAAGAAAAAGAGAGAAAAAGAUUCAAUAUCUUUCUGCAUUUCAAAUCUGGGUUCCCAUUUUCAAUUUUCAUAGCCAUCCAUGACGUUUCCUUCAAGAAGAAGUUGCUCUCUUCACACAAUCUUCUUUUGCAUUUUCUUUCUGAUCGGUCUCUCGUUUGCUGAGGAAGCUUCUCACGACGGCGAUUCCCCCAAAUUCCCUGCCUGCGACCAUCCUUACAAUUUGGUCAAGGUUAAGAACUGGGUUAAUGGUGCCGGAGGUGAGACUUUGACCGGGAUAACUGCAAGAUUUGGAGCUCUUCUGCCAAAAGAGGAGAGAAAUGGUGUCAGAUUAACGGCUAUUUUCUCUAAUCCGUUAAAUAGCUGUUCGCCUUCUUCUUCCAAGCUAUCUGGUUCUGUUGCCAUGGCUGUGCGCGGUGACUGUGACUUCACAACAAAGGCUAAAGUUGCUCAGUCCGGAGGUGCAGCAGCUUUGUUGGUGAUAAAUGACAAAGAAGAGCUUGCCGAGAUGGGUUGUGAAAAGGAUAGUUCUGCCCAAGAUGUAUCAAUCCCUGUUGUACUGAUUCCAAAGUCAGGGGGUGAAUCUCUGAACAGAUCUGUUGUGGAUGGACAGAAAGUGGAGCUUCUGUUCUAUGCACCCGUUCGUCCUCCAAUGGAUUUGUCGGUGAUAUUCUUAUGGAUGAUGGCCGUCGGAACAGUUGUCUGUGCUUCACUUUGGUCUGAGAUAGCUGCUUCUGAGGAGGCCGAGGAGCGGUAUAAUGAAUUGUCACCAAAGGAAACUUCCAAUGUCUCAGCAUUCAAAGACAACGCUGAGAAAGAUUUCCUUGAUAUUGAUGUGAAGAGUGCAGUAGUUUUUGUGAUAACAGCAUCUGCAUUUUUGUUGCUACUUUACUUCUUCAUGUCAAGCUGGUUUGUCUGGCUGCUGAUCGUACUCUUCUGCAUUGGUGGUAUUGAGGGGAUGCACAAUUGCAUAACAACAGUUAUUUUAAGAAUAUGCAAAAACUGUGGGCGGAAGAAGCUAAAUUUACCUCUUCUUGGAGAAACUUCUCUUUUAUCACUUAUUGUAUUAUUCUGCUGUGUGGCAUUUGCCAUUUUCUGGGCUAUAAAUCGGCAGGCAUCGUAUUCAUGGGCUGGGCAGGAUAUUCUUGGCAUUUGCUUGAUGAUAACUGUCUUGCAGGUGGCUCGAUUACCUAAUAUUAAGGUUGCUACAGUACUUCUUUGUUGUGCAUUUGUUUAUGACAUCUUCUGGGUCUUUCUGUCACCAAUAAUAUUCCAUCAGAGUGUUAUGAUUGUGGUUGCUCGAGGUGACAACAGUGGCGGGGAAACUAUUCCGAUGCUUUUAAGAAUCCCUCGAUUUGCUGACCCUUGGGGUGGUUAUGACAUGAUUGGAUUUGGCGACAUUCUUUUUCCUGGCUUGCUUGUAUCAUUUGCUUUCAGAUACGACAAAACAAACAAGAAGGGUAUAGCAAAUGGAUAUUUUAUUUGGUUGACAGUUGGCUAUGGAGUCGGUCUUUUCCUGACGUACCUGGGCUUAUAUCUGAUGAAUGGGCAUGGUCAACCUGCACUCCUCUAUCUUGUUCCUUGUACUCUAGGAACUUGUGUCCUAUUGGCUUUAGUGCGAGGAGAGCUGAAAAACCUCUGGAAUUAUAGUUCUGAAGAAGCUUCAUCAAGGGUUUCUUCUGGCGAUGCAUGAAGCUGUAGACCAGUUAUUUCUUCAUAAGCUGCAAGGGAAAUUACUCUUAGAACACCUAAAGCUAUACAAGCGGGCUGAACGUCUAACUGCAUUUCUUCUUGAAAUAUUGCAUUGUAAUUAAUUCACGUGUAUGUACUUCUACAAUUGUUGCCAGUCUUGAUAUAUUGUGACAUAUAUGAUAAAAGAAAAUCGUAAUUAAUUUUGUUUACAAA